Molecule: messenger RNA, 585 nt
Organism: Kluyveromyces lactis
Lineage: Eukaryota; Fungi; Ascomycota; Saccharomycetes; Saccharomycetales; Saccharomycetaceae
Product: 2-oxo-4-hydroxy-4-carboxy-5-ureidoimidazoline decarboxylase
Exons: 1
Coding region: 1-585 (194 amino acids)
Source: RefSeq, a predicted model, not a curated record
AUGACAAGAUUGCCCAGUAUCGAUGAAUUCAAAAGCUCAUCACUUAAUGAACAAAUUGAUAUUCUAGACGUAUUGUUUGAACACAGUGAUUCUUUAGUAUGGUUCACUCUCCAAAAUUCUCGAUUCAUGGCUAGUGGAUGGAAUUCUUACGUGGAACUCGUCAACGCCAUUAAGGAUAAAUUAUUGAAAGUGUGCGACGAUACAGAGGCAGAAGGAAUUAGCAGCCGUGGUGUAGAUCAUCUGGCUAACAUAGUGGGUGCUCAUCCAAGACUCGGAGAUUCAAAACAGAAACUGUCUGUCCAUUCCAUGAAAGAGCAAGCCAACUUAACUGGUAGCACAGUCGAUUCUUUAGAAAUUUUGACAUGGUUAAAGACUUUGAAUGACAAGUACGAAAAGAAAUAUGAGGGGUUGAAGUUUGUAGUCUUUGUAAAUGGCAGAUCUUACGAUAGAAUUAGUAAACUGAUGGAGCAAAGAAUCAAUUCCAAUAAUACGUGGUUCGAAGAGUGUAGGAUAGCCAUCAACGAGAUGACAGAUAUCGCCAUUGACAGACUUAACAAAUGCAGUGAAAUUAAGGGCAAGAUAUAA